Molecule: messenger RNA, 583 nt
Organism: Cylas formicarius (sweet potato weevil)
Lineage: Eukaryota; Metazoa; Arthropoda; Insecta; Coleoptera; Brentidae
Product: elevenin-like
Exons: 5
Coding region: 183-527 (114 amino acids)
Source: RefSeq, a predicted model, not a curated record
UACUGGCUUGCGUACGAAAUAUAGAUUAAGAAACCGGAAAAUAAUAGGGUGCUGAUGACAUUCGCGCAAGACUGUGAGCAAAAGGAAACGGGGAUAAAAGCUCCAAGUUUCUGCGGAGAAAUCAUAGAUAUCUUGCAACCCGCCUUUGUCAGUUUCCUUUAAUCCGGAAAGAGGUUCAAAGAAUGAGUCGCAGCAGUUUAAUUAAAAUCCGAAGGCAACUCGCAAUUGUUUUAGUAUUAUUGAUCACUCUAGCAGAGACUCGACGACUCAACUGCAGAAUAUAUGUUCAUCAUCCUAAAUGCAGAGGGGUUGCUGCGAAAAGAGACACCACCAGUCAAGCAUUUUCUGAAGAACUCAGAGACCCCAGGUCACCAUCAGGUUUUGACCCCGACUAUCUUUUAGACAGUAUUCAACAAAGCCCAAACCUCAAUGAAAAUUAUGAAGAUUUCAAAAUUCUUAUGGCAUUGUUGCGGGGUCCACCAAGCAAAACCACCCCAAGUGAUCAAGUAAUUGGAAGAUAUGUGUAAUGACUGACUAAAUAAAAAUUAUUUGCUAAUGAAUCAGUAUUAUUCCUGUGAAUAUU